Molecule: messenger RNA, 642 nt
Organism: Ipomoea nil (Japanese morning glory)
Lineage: Eukaryota; Viridiplantae; Streptophyta; Magnoliopsida; Solanales; Convolvulaceae
Exons: 2
Coding region: 1-642 (213 amino acids)
Source: RefSeq, a predicted model, not a curated record
AUGGCUUGGAACGGCGCAUCGAUCAGACCACCUGGUGUUGGAACGGCUCCACCAGCAUCAGCAGCAGGAACUGCAACUCCUCCACCCCCAGCACCAGCGAAUGUCAUCCUUACUGGAGCGAAUUUCGAUCCAAACGACGCAAUCAGUCCCUAUUUCCUACAUCCAAGCGAGAAUCCCUCGCUGGUCUUAGUCUCGUCUGCUCUCAAUGGCCAGAAUUAUCAUCCUUGGGCCAGGGCGAUGGAGAUGUCACUACUAUCCAAGAACAAACUAGGGUUUGUCGAUGACACGAUUCCGGUACCAAAUGUAGGUGAAGUGAGGUUCAGUGAGGCAGACAUCUUUAGAAUUUCCGAUCUACACGCCGAAAUUCAUCAAACUAGGCAGGGUGAUUUGACUGUAAGUGCCUAUUUUACCAAGUUAAAGAACUUAUGGGAUGAACUUCAGGUCAUUAGGCCCUUGCCAACAUGCAAGUGUGAUAGAAUGUGUGAUUGUGAGCUGCUGGAUACUUUGCAGCAACACUUAGAAAAUGAUAAUCUCUCAGUUUUUCUAAGAGGCCUUAAUGAGACUUAUGUUUCUGUUCAAUCCCAAAUUAUGAUGACAAAACCUCUCCCAACUGUUGAUGAGGCAUUCAUGAUGGUCCAAUAG